Messenger RNA from Nasonia vitripennis (jewel wasp), 2458 nucleotides. RefSeq names its product vacuolar protein sorting-associated protein 4B (gene Vps4). NCBI's taxonomy places the organism in Eukaryota, Metazoa, Arthropoda, Insecta, Hymenoptera, Pteromalidae. The record is from RefSeq and is a predicted model, not a curated record. The coding region runs from base 487 to 1812 and encodes 441 amino acids. Gene Ontology annotation, biological process: vacuole organization; endosomal transport. Gene Ontology annotation, molecular function: ATP hydrolysis activity; ATP binding. The transcript has 7 exons.
GUGCAUAUAUUCUAAGAGGAAUUAAUCGUUCUAUCAUCUAUUUCGCAUUCGCGUAGUUCGUGGAAAAAAGCGAUUCUCCUUCUCUCGACAAAAGCAGAGGCGUAAUUUGACAUUCCGAUUUUUCCCGCAGGGUUUUCCAAUUUUGCGCAAUGAACCUCUAGCGCGAAGACUGGCCCGUCGUAUUCUCAAGAUUGAAAUCCUGCUAACGCGUUAAAGGAUCGAUGAGCCAACGACUGCCAUGACGACGUCACCAAGUUGAAUUUUGAAGGUUAUCCGUUUGACAGGGAAAGAACAACUUGUACUAUAAAUAUUACUCUUGUAAGGACUGCUUUCCUCUCGUAUAUUCUGCCUGUUGUAAUACAUUAUUUUUGGCUCUGGCCUAUUGAUUAGCAAUUGCGAAGCUCUGCGCGUGCAAAGAAAACAUGUGUUCUUAUUUGUGUACAUAAUUUUAGGUGGAGCAAGUCGUUAUUGUUGAUAAGCUGCAUCAUGGCAUCCGGCCCUAUUUUACAGAAGGCCAUUGAUAUGGUAACAAAGGCCACAGAGGAGGAUAGGAACAAAAAUUACGAAGAAGCACUAAAGCUGUACGAACAUUCAGUAGAAUAUUUUCUCCAUGCUAUCAAAUAUGAAGCACAAGGUGAUAGAGCCAAGGAUAGUAUUCGGAACAAGUGUAUGCAGUAUCUUGAUCGGGCAGAAAAGUUGAAAACUUAUCUGAAGAAGGGCAAGAAAAAGCCAGUCAAAACUGGUGAAGAAAACUCAAAGAAUGAAGACAAGAAAAGUGAUAGCGGUGACAGUGACACCGACAGUGAUCCUGAAAAGAAGAAGUUACAAAGUAAAUUAGAAGGUGCAAUUGUUAUUGAGAAACCAGAUGUUAAAUGGAGUGAUGUUGCUGGGUUGGAUGGAGCUAAGGAGGCUUUGAAGGAAGCAGUUAUACUGCCUCUUCGUUUCCCACACUUGUUUACAGGAAAAAGAAUUCCUUGGAAAGGAAUUUUAUUGUUUGGUCCUCCGGGAACAGGUAAAUCAUACUUGGCCAAAGCUCUUGCUACUGAAGCAAACAACUCCACUUUCUUCUCGGUGUCCUCUUCUGAUUUGGUAAGCAAAUGGCUAGGAGAAUCUGAGAAGUUGGUGAAAAAUUUGUUUGAAUUGGCCCGAUCUCAUAAACCUAGUAUCAUAUUUAUUGAUGAAGUUGAUUCACUUUGCUCAUCAAGAUCUGAUAAUGAAUCAGAAUCAGCCAGAAGGAUAAAAACGGAGUUCUUGGUUCAAAUGCAGGGUGUUGGAACUGACAACGAAGGAAUUCUGGUGCUGGGAGCCACAAAUAUUCCUUGGGUCUUAGAUUCUGCCAUUAGAAGAAGAUUUGAGAAGCGAAUUUAUAUUCCCUUGCCAGAAGAGCCCGCGCGAGUAAUCAUGUUUAAGCUUCAUUUAGGAAGCACUGCUCACACCUUAUCUGAAGAGGACUUCAAGAAACUAGCAUCUGCAACUGAAGGAUAUUCAGGAGCUGAUAUAAGCAUCAUAGUAAGAGAUGCUCUUAUGCAGCCAGUCAGACAAGUUCAGACUGCCACACACUUUAAGAGAGUUAGAGGGCCAUCACCGAAUGAUCAUUCAGUUAUUGUUGAUGAUUUACUUACACCCUGCUCUCCUGGUGAUCCUGCCGCGAUUGAAAUGAAUUGGAUGGAAGUACCUGGAGAUAAAUUAUUUGAACCGCCUGUUACUAUGAAAGACAUGUUAAAAUCGUUGAGCACCACCCGUCCAACUGUAAAUGAAGAGGACAUGAGUAAACUAGAGAAGUUUAAGGAGGACUUUGGUCAGGAGGGUUGAUUUGAAAACUCAAUAGCAAAUGAACGAGAUAAACGAAACUCAAAAACUCAAUUUAAGCGCGCUUGCCUUAUCCUAUUUUUGAAUCAUUCAGCGUGUUUGAUGAAGAUGAGAAUGUUAAAAAAAACUUUUUUUGUUUUUUUCUAAAGAACAACAAUUGAGGUACUAAAACUGGCAAACUUGCGUGUAAUAAGCUUGCAGCUCGCCAUCAAUGGCAGCAUCAAUACACUAUAAAUGACCUAUAUUUUGAGAUAAAAAUGUCUAGAUUAUUAAAACUAAUGAAUACGUUAUUUUUUAUCUUCAACAUAUAAUGUAUUGCAGUCAUAUGAUGUAUUGCAGAAGUAUUCAUCUUUUAUUGAUGGAACAGUUAUGAUGGUUUUUGUUUUAAAAAAACGAUUUUAUUUUUAUUUUUGUUUUGAUUGCAUAAUGAUUGUAUUUUUAAUUGUGACUAUUGUAAGAAAAAAAAUAGAAAGCUUUUUUACUAUACAUUUUUACCUUACAGGUUGUGUUUACGAGACACUUUUUAAGAUCAAUUUUAAAUAGCUAGAUUCAAUGUAUAAUGUAAUGUAUUGAGAAUAAUCAGAGAACUCAGUUCUUGUGUAAAUUAUUUUUAUUGUUAAUUAAAUAAAUAACAAGCUCUACACCGUAA